Messenger RNA from Oncorhynchus mykiss (rainbow trout), 4628 nucleotides. Its product is annotated as rho GTPase-activating protein 27. Gene Ontology annotation, biological process: signal transduction; regulation of GTPase activity. Gene Ontology annotation, molecular function: protein binding. The record is from RefSeq and is a predicted model, not a curated record. NCBI's taxonomy places the organism in Eukaryota, Metazoa, Chordata, Actinopteri, Salmoniformes, Salmonidae. Gene Ontology annotation, cellular component: cytoplasm.
GUAGAACAGGAAAUGAUACAGAGGCAGUCAGGCAAGUUGAAACCUGUGUGCGCACACAGGGCAGUGGUAGACUACUAGGAUUUAUAACGGACACCACAGGACCUCUGAACAUAGGACUCUUGGACAAGUGAACUAAUUUGAUGGAAACUAGAUGGUGAAAUAGAGAUUUACCAGGUUUAAUAUGAUGGGUAUUAAUGGAAAUGGAAGUUAUUAAACUCCCUCUGACAUUUGGGAGCCGCUGAACAUUCAGAGAGAAGAGGACAAAGUUGGUACAAGCCUUGCAUCUCCAGCUCCCAAGAUGACCUCUUCUGAAAUGUGACUGUCUGCAACUCAAUACAGAGGCCCCAGCCAGGGGAGCGGCUGACUGUAGAGGCCUACCUACAGUAACAUGGAGAUGGUGCAGGUGGAGUUUGAGUAUGAGUACACAGCCAGGGACGGGGCUCUGGUCUCCAUCAAGCCCAACGACAUGUACAUCCUGGUCUCCAGGACCAACGAGCACUGGUGGCACGUCCAGAAGGACCAGAGCACCAAGCCCUUCUACAUCCCUGCAAAGUAUGUGAGGGAGCUCUCUGUGGAGGCCCAGGGCCAACUGGACCUCACCGAUCCUGGGACUCAGAGUCACACAUCCCCGCAGGCAACGACUGACAGAGAGCCAACGAAGAUGUCUAACAAAGGUCAAAGGCCAGGCACUGUGAUCAGGGUCCACGUGUCCACAGAUCACUCUGCGAGAUCACUUUCCACUCACAGGAAGUCCACGUUCAGUGUCUCACAAGACAUCAAUGAUAUCGAGCGGUAUGAGCACGUGAAGACAAUGGUGGGACUGCAGACCUCCAACAACGAGACUAGAGAUAGCCCGCCAUGUGAUGAAGUGAUGAAGAAGCAUAGUUUAGUUCCAGGAGCCUCAUUCAACUCAGCCUCAGACACUCCAGUACUUGGCAAUUUGCUGCAGCACCCUUCCCAAAAGCUCCUUGUCCCACCCGAGCCCACAAGUGUACUUCCUCAGUUGCAGUCAGGCCAUUCUCCGUUUAUCAAGGAUCCAGUUGAACAGCAGAACUCUGACGGCUGGAUGAUGAAAACACUGGCAGGGGAUCCUAGUGGGCAAUCUCAUUUAAAUCAGGACCCUGAUAUCUAUGAGACUAUAUCAGAUAUACCACUCUCAGAGAUGACAGACAUAGUGGGAACAGAACCGACUGGAUCUCUGGGUGCAACGAAAACACCAGCAGAACCGCGAAGCCUGGAUCAAACUUGUGGUCCGAUUGAUGUUACAGCCCCUUCUCUUUCGGAUCAGGUUGACAAUGAGAGUGCCCAGAACGCUGUGUACGUCAAUGUAGCGGAGCUCCACAGAAACGUCUCUGAGUCCCCUCUCUCGGCCUCCUCCCCCCCCUGCUCUCCUCCUUACCUGGACUCUGAGGGAUGGGAGGUGCACACUGACCAGGAGAGUGGACAGGAGUACUACUACCACCCUGAAUCGGGGCAGACCACCUGGGACAACCCCCACAUAGACCCUGAGGCUCCCGCUGAGGAGCCUGUGUGUUCGUCUCCCUCGCCCUCCUCUCAGUCCCCCACCUCCACCUCUGUCUCCCACCCUGCAUGGACCGCUGACUGGGAGCAGUGUUUGGAUGUGACUAGCGGCCGCCAGUACUUCUACAACCCAGUAUCGGGAGAGACGUCUUGGGAGCCCCCAGAGCCACAGUGCCCCUACCCCCCUCUGAUGGAGCCUCUGAGUGGGCACAGCUCUCUGGAGGAAGGGCCGCCUCCCCUGCCUGAGGAGGACUACCCAGCCGAGGCUGACCUACCUGAAUCCCUGGAAGAGGAGCCAUUGGCUUUGUCCCCAGUGGACCCUCACUCCUUCCAUAACGACUACAACCCCAGCCAUGUGAUCCAGGCAGUCAUCCCCAGGGCCAGCCUGGACAGGAGCGCUCCAACUGGCUGGAACCUCAAUGUAGACCCUGAUGGAACAUGGGUGUUCUCCAGCAAACACUCACCUGAGCAGUGGAUCAAAUCAUUGGACGACAGAGGACAGACGUACUACUACCUGAGAGACGGCUCCAGAUCCCAGUGGAACCUGCCUGAGGCCCCUGUAGCAUCAGGCCAGUCUAAGGUGGGAAAUGGUGUUGCGCUGGACGGGGGGUCUCUAUCUAUGAAGAACUGGAGACACACCAUGGGUCCAGCUCACUUCAGCUCAACCAUGGAGGAAAGGAAGUUCUUCCCGAAUCACAGAAGAAAGGCCUCGGACUACGGCAGCGAGGGUUCCAGUGCAGACAACUCUCCAGAGAUGGGGCAGCAUCACGUGCAGAGUUUAGAAAAAGCUGGAAUUCUCAACAAAACUAAAGUGUCAGAGAAUGGGAAAAGAGUAAGGAAAAACUGGGCCCAGUCUUGGACGGUUCUUCACGGAGGGGUUCUGACCUUCCACAAAGACCCCAAGUCUGCAGCCACAGGAGCCUCGAACAAGACCAAUCAGAUCGCCCCAGAGGUCACAGUGGAGCUACGAGGUGCAACGAUUGGCUGGGCUCCCAGGGAUAAAUCCAGCAAAAAGAAUGUUGUAGAGUUGAAAAACAAAAAUGGUGUUGAGUUUCUGAUACAGUACGACACUGAGAGUAUCAUCAACGACUGGCACAAAGUUCUAGUCGACACCAUCCGACAGCUGGACCAGGAUCAUCACCAAUCUGAGGAGGAGGACGGGGACAUCAGUGAGAAGUCCUCCGGUACAGACAGAGAUGACAGGUCACCAGGCACCCUGGACAAGGGGAGGAUGUCUUCCAGACCGAGCACGGCCACCUCCUCUGGGGGAGAGACAGAUCAGAAGAAGGUUCGUACCAAGCUGAUCAAGUUCCUCCUGAAACGACCCACGCUGCAGUCCGUCAAGGAGAAGGGUUACAUCCGAGACAAUGUGUUUGGCUGUCAUCUGGCUGCACUGUGUGCCCAGGAGAAAACUACUAUCCCAAGCUUUGUGGAGAAAUGUAUCCGAGCAGUGGAAAAGAGAGGUCUGGACAUGGAUGGACUCUACAGAGUCAGUGGGAACCUAGCUGUCAUUCAGAAACUACGCUUCAAGGCAGAUCAUGAGGAACUGGACUUGGAGGAUGGCCAGUGGGAGGACACCCACGUCAUCACUGGGGCUCUGAAGCUUUUCUUCAGGGAGCUUCCUGAACCCCUCUUCCCCUUCAGCCACUUCAGCCACUUCAUCCAGGCCAUAAGAACUGUUGAUUACACUCUCAAAGUGUCUUACAUGCGAGAGCUUGUGGAGUCUCUCCCUCGGCCAAACCAUGACACCAUGGAACUCCUCUUCAGCCAUUUACGCAAAGUGAUAAACUAUGGAGAAGAGAACCGUAUGACUGUGCAGAACGUGGCUAUCGUCUUUGGUCCCACGCUGCUCCGGCCAGAGAUGGAGUCAGCCAACAUCGCCAUGCACAUGGUUUUCCAGAACCAGAUAGUGGAGCUAGUCCUGAACGAAUAUGAAUACCUCUUCCAUUCCAGUUGAAACAAUCAUAAGCCUCUGUCAGUCAGAGGUCAGUGAUCAAUUUAAGUAAUAUUGCAGUAGGAGAAAAAGCACACACUCACCACCGGACAGAGGGUGCGUCCAAAUAGUCUCUUUCUGAGGUGUGCACUCAUUCACUAUUCCCCACAAAUUUAAAAGCAUUGGGUUGGUGUAGGCAUGGGCAAGAGGGGGUUUACAUAUAGGCCUAACAGUCAUGUCCUUUCAAAUCAUGAAGGGAAGUGAACAAGUGCACACUUCAGGAGAAAUUAGAGAUUAUUGGGAGGCAGCCAUAGAGGAGCUGCUUGCAUUAGGCCUAGUUGAAAGCGAUGUCAAAUAUUUGCACUGCAUUUAUUCUAAUAUCUUAGUUGGAUAUUCAUUUGCCAAUUCAGAUUGUUCUCUGAAUUUCUGCUUCUUCACUGCAUUCCUUAUUAUGUAAAAUAGCACACACCCUUAUGGCAUCACUUAUGUACAGUCUCAAAACAUUUUUUUGUUGCUAUAGGCCUACUUUGAAAUCUUCCUUUCAUGUAAAAAUGUUAAUUCACAAUAACAUGAUUUUAUCUUAACACCCCAAUUCGCAAAGCAACCUGAAGAUGCUUUGAUACUUUGUUUUUACACACGAUCAAACAAACCCUUUUAGAUGCAUUUUAAAGAUGAAAUCAAAAUGUUUAAAAGUUACUGAAAUGUUUGAGGUUACUGUAUAUCAUGUUUCUGAAUAGCCUAGAAGUCCUGUGUUAUGCUAAUAAUGUCUUAUUCAGUCAAUGUACAUUUUGUAACUGUAAUAUAGAAAUAUAUCAAAUAUGUACUACCCAAAACCUGCUAUGAAUUAGACACCAACUUCCCUUGCACAGCCUCUCUAGAUUUUGUACUGGAUAAUCAGAUGCCACCUUUUUUAAAUAGGCACAUUUAGUGUUAAUUAAACAAAGCCUCAUUGUAAAUGAACACACAGAAUGAUAAUGACAUAUGGCUAUGCUAUUUCAUUAAGUUUAGUAGCAUUAAUAGAGCUGGAAAAGGCCAGACCUAAAUGAAUAGUUAGACAGUUGUGAGCAGCAUAACAUUUGUUUUUUUUUCUGUACAUAGAAAUCAAGUAGCAUAUUUAUGUUGUAAAUUACUGAAAAUGCACAUGUUCCUUUAAUAAAAUAACUUUGUAAAAAUA